This is a messenger RNA of Penicillium griseofulvum, 1863 nucleotides long. Its product is annotated as lysophospholipase family protein. The transcript is spliced from 4 exons. Gene Ontology annotation, biological process: glycerophospholipid catabolic process. Gene Ontology annotation, cellular component: cytosol; intracellular membrane-bounded organelle. The coding region runs from base 1 to 1863 and encodes 620 amino acids. Gene Ontology annotation, molecular function: A2-type glycerophospholipase activity. Lineage: Eukaryota; Fungi; Ascomycota; Eurotiomycetes; Eurotiales; Aspergillaceae. The record is from RefSeq and is a predicted model, not a curated record.
AUGAAGACUUUUGCGCUGAUCUCGAUUGCUCUGGGCUUGCCCGGCGCAAUCGCUGUUCCUGGUGGGCUUAAUUCCGAUGAUAUCACAUUCGCGGGCGUGCAACGAGCUCUCCCCAAUGCGCCCGACGGCGCAGAGAAGCUGUCCUCGAACGAGACAUCAUGGCUAAAGGUUCGCCGCGGCAAGACCCUGGCGGCGAUGAAGGAUUUCUUCGGUCAUGUGAAAGUCGGUGAUUAUGACGUUGCUGGCUACCUCGAUAAACACUCCGGGAACUCGUCAAACCUCCCAAAUAUCGGUAUUGCCGUUUCGGGCGGUGGAUGGCGUGCGCUGAUGAACGGUGCCGGUGCGGUCAAGGCUUUCGAUAGUCGGACGUACAAUUCGUCGGCCACUGGGCAUUUGGGUGGUCUACUGCAGUCUGCGACCUAUAUCUCUGGUCUGAGUGGAGGCAGUUGGUUGCUGGGUUCAAUUUACAUCAAUAACUUUACUACCAUCGAUCAGCUGCAGACGCACAAGGAUGGUUCCAUCUGGCAGUUUGGAAACUCGAUCCUCGAGGGUCCUGAUACCGGUGGUAUCCAGCUUUUGGAUUCUGCCAAUUACUACAAGGAACUUGUUGACGCUACUGAGGCGAAGAAGAAGGCUGGCUUUGAGACUUCUCUCACUGAUAUUUGGGGCCGCGCACUCUCCUAUCAAAUGUUCAACUCUACCAACGGUGGAGUCAGCUAUACCUGGUCUUCCAUUGCCGACACCCCUGCGUUCCAGGAUGGAGACUACCCCAUGCCGUUUGUUGUUGCAGAUGGUCGUAACCCCAACGAGCUGGUCGUUGGCGGCAACGCGACCGUCUAUGAGUUCAACCCCUGGGAGUUCGGCACCUUUGAUCCUACGAUCUUUGGUUUCGCUCCUCUCAAGUACCUGGGCUCUAAAUUCGAGGGCGGCUUGCUUCCGAAAAAUGAGAGCUGCAUCAGUGGUUUCGACAAUGCUGGUUUCGUGAUCGGAACCUCCUCCACCCUCUUCAACCAGUUCCUUCUCCGGAUUAACACCACUUCGCUCCCCAGCUUCAUAAAGGAUGUGUUCACCGACAUCUUGCACGGGUUGGACAAGGAUCAAAACGACAUCGCUGCUUACGACCCCAACCCCUUCUAUAAAUACAACGAGCACUCCUCGCCGUAUGCUGCGCAAAAAAUGUUGGACGUCGUUGAUGGCGGAGAGGAUGGACAGAACGUCCCUCUGCAUCCUCUUAUCCAGCCUGAGCGCCAUGUCGAUGUCAUUUUCGCCGUCGACUCCUCGGCCGAUACCGACUAUUUCUGGCCAAACGGUACAUCCCUCGUUGCAACCUACGCGCGCAGUCUGAACAGCAGCGGUAUUGGCAACGGCACCGCCUUCCCUGCGGUUCCAGACCAGAACACCUUCGUCAACCUGGGCCUCAACACCCGCCCCUCUUUCUUUGGCUGUGAUAGUGCCAACCAGACCGGACCGACACCUCUCAUCGUGUACAUCCCCAAUGCCCCUUACUCCUUCCAUUCCAAUAUCUCAACCUUCCAAUUGAGCACCGACAACACUGAGCGUGACAACAUCAUUCUCAAUGGCUACGAGGUUGCCACUAUGGGCAACAGCACCCUUGACAAGGACUGGUCAACCUGUGUUGGCUGUGCGAUCCUCAGCCGCUCGUUCGAGCGCACGGGUACCAAACUCCCGGAUAUUUGCAACCAGUGCUUCAAUCGGUACUGCUGGAACGGCACUGUGAACUCCACCACGCCUACAUCUUAUAAUCCAGCCUAUUAUCUGUCUGAGAGUAUGGCCUCGGUUAAUUUGCCUACUCUGCUGUCCACAGUUGUCGCAGCCGGCCUGGCCAUGUUCGUCCUGGUGUAA